AAAUGUGGCAAGCUUGACAAACAAAAUAACAAAACCGAGUCCUUCCCUUUAUUAAUAUCUGCUCCCUCUCCAACUCUCAACUCACCGGCACCGGCGACAAAUAUGAAUUGACCAAAUUGCCCCUCUUCUACUACAACAACAAACCCACAAAAUCGAAGGACUAGUUGGUAAUUUCGUAUGGGCGCAUCAUUGUCGAACUUAACGGAGAACGAAUCGACGGGACCAGGACUCGGUGACAUACCGGAAAAUUGCGUGGCAUGCGUUUUUAUGUACCUUACCCCACCGGAAAUUUGUAAUUUAGCUAGGCUUAACCGCGCGUUUCGUGGGGCCGCAUCUUCUGACGCCGUUUGGAAUUCUAAACUUCCGUCCAAUUACCACUACCUGCUCGACCUUUUGCCUCUGAGGGAAAAAAUAAACGAGGGUCUUUCUAAGAAAGACAUCUUUGCUCUCCUAUCUCGUCCUGUUCCAUUUGAUGAUGGCAAUAAGGAAGUAUGGUUGGAUAGAAUUAGUGGAAGGAUUUGCAUGUCUAUCUCGACGAAAGCAAUGCUGAUAACUGGUGUUGAAGACAGGAGACAUUGGAACUGGUUUCCCACAGAAGAGUCAAGGUUCCAUGUUGUGGCAUAUUGCCAGCAGGUAUGGUGGUUUGAAGUAAGCGGUUCAGUGAAGUUUCCAUUUCCGCCGGAUGUAUACAUGCUAACAUUCAGGGUCCACCUUGGGAAAUUUUACAAGAGACUUGGUCGACGUGUUAGCAGCUUUGAGCACACUCAUGGAUGGGAUUUAGGGCCAGUGCGAUAUGAACUGACUACAUCUGAUGGACAGCAUGCAGUGAGUGAGUACUUCAUUCAUGAUAUCGAGCAAGAUGAUGCAAAUGGAUAUAUAAAACGUGGCAACUGGAUAGAGUACAAGGUGGGUGAAUUUAUAGUCAGUAGGUCAGACCCUGCAACUGAAGUUAGAUUUUCAAUGAAACAGAUCGAUUGCACACAUUCCAAAGGUGGGCUUUGUGUAGAUUCUGUAUCAAUUGCCCCAAGUAAUCUGAAGGGGCGUCGACGAAAAGGGGUCUUGAAGUAUCAGUAAGUCAUCUCUUUCUAGUUUUACCUCUGCUCCCAGAAAGUUUCGGUUGGGGUUCCGUUAUAUGGCUUAUACUACCUCACAUUGGUAUCGUGGAGGAUAGUCAUCGUAAAAUUUUGCCUUAGGUAUUUUCCUCUGUACGUGUAAAUGUACUAUGUUGUAUGUGGUCCAGUUUUGUUGCAUAGAGUCUCUCAUCUGCGGAAGAUUAAGAAAAUAUACUUUGCUCGUCUGUCAUGAGAAAAGGUUCGACUUCUUUAACUUUCUUCAUGUACAUAUAAAUACUCUACAAAUUCUUUUCAAAAGUCUUUACUGCCACUUGUGUUUUCCGGUUUGCCUUCAGUGCUUGAAGUCUGCUUUGCUAGAAUCCGCCCUCCUUGUAAAGGGCACCCUGCUGA
Molecule: messenger RNA, 1463 nt
Organism: Nicotiana attenuata
Lineage: Eukaryota; Viridiplantae; Streptophyta; Magnoliopsida; Solanales; Solanaceae
Product: F-box protein PP2-A15-like
Exons: 3
Coding region: 178-1074 (298 amino acids)
Molecular function (GO): protein binding
Source: RefSeq, a predicted model, not a curated record